This is a messenger RNA of Uranotaenia lowii, 1161 nucleotides long. RefSeq lists its product as uncharacterized. The coding region runs from base 1 to 1161 and encodes 386 amino acids. The record is from RefSeq and is a predicted model, not a curated record. The transcript is spliced from 2 exons. Gene Ontology annotation, molecular function: protein binding. NCBI's taxonomy places the organism in Eukaryota, Metazoa, Arthropoda, Insecta, Diptera, Culicidae.
AUGCUGCCGACUGUACGGUUGAUUUUCCUGAUCACCCUGCUGGUUCAAUCCUCCUUCCAGGAGGAGGAGGAAACAAGCUAUCUCCGCUUUUGCGGCUUCAAGAGCGGAAUCAACGUGUGCUACACCCAUCCGGUGGAAGCGCUGAAGGCCCCCUUCGUUUGGCCAGCCGGAUCUCCGACGCUUCGAUAUGUGGACCUGGUUGGAGUAACCGUGGCAGAAUCUUCCCAUCAGCUUUUCGUGGAUUUGCUGAGCACUGCCAAUCGGAUGGAUGUUUAUGGAGGAAAAGUUCCCACGAUUUAUCAGGUUGCUUCCGUCGAUAAGUUUGUGGUUUCGAACAGUAGCACCCGACGCUGGAUUCUAGAAGAUGACAGGGAGUAUAUGGCCACCGAAGUAUUUUUUAAUCAGAAUCCCCUGGAAGCUGUUCCGGCGAAUGUAGGCAGGCUGAAAAGAACGACGGAAAUUUCUUUGGCAGAUGCGGCUUUGAAGGUGCUGAAUAUGAGUGCUUUCGAUGGUUUGGACCAAAUGGUAUUUCUAACUUUCAUCAAUAAUAUUGUGAGUCUUAAAGUAAUUACUCCAAUUGUGGUGAAUAUGGCUGGAUUGCGCCAGUUCUAUUGCCAUCAAUGUUCAAUAUCGGAACUGGAUGUUAGCAAAUGGAAUAUGCCAUCACUCAAAUGUUUAAGCCUAGUUAAAAAUCCACUGACUUCCGUUCCGAAGGGUCUAUCCAAACUGAAAAAACUUCAGAUUCUCGAAGCGUACGGAAACAAAAUUCAAACCCUUCGAAUGGAUGACUUUAAAGGACUCGAUCAUUUGACAACACUUUCGCUGGAAGAGAACCAAUUAACUAAAAUCGUAGUCCAACAGCCACUUUCGAUAAAAGCCCUUCGAUUCGUGGAACUGCAGACGAAUAAGCUUCUGGAUGCUAGUGUCCUUAAUCAGGUUGAUUUACCGGGUUUGGCAGUGUUGAACUUUGCCGACAAUAAUCUGACUCGUUUCGAUGCCACACCCCGAUGGAAGAAGCUGGAGUAUCUGAAUUUGGAUCGCAAUCCCUUGGACUGCAAUUGGGCCGUAAAGGAAGCCGUCAAUCCCCAGUCAAAGGUUGAGAACAUCAAACAAAUCAAGGAAUCCUGCUGGAAGCCAGUGUUCGUUAAAAUCAAUACAUAA